Capronia epimyces CBS 606.96 is the source of this 2001-nucleotide messenger RNA. Its product is annotated as CAMK protein kinase. The record is from RefSeq and is a predicted model, not a curated record. Gene Ontology annotation, molecular function: protein serine/threonine kinase activity; ATP binding. NCBI's taxonomy places the organism in Eukaryota, Fungi, Ascomycota, Eurotiomycetes, Chaetothyriales, Herpotrichiellaceae. Gene Ontology annotation, biological process: protein phosphorylation; mitotic DNA damage checkpoint signaling. The transcript has a single exon. Bases 1 to 2001 code for a protein of 666 amino acids. Gene Ontology annotation, cellular component: nucleus.
AUGGCGCAGGCUGACAAUGUUCACCAUUUCGAUCACCUGCGCCUCAACUCGGAUAGCGAAGACGAUGCCGUCUUGCUUCCCAAGGACGGAUCCUACAUAAUGCAACGCCCUCUGGACAAGUCCCUGGGUCACUCACGGCCAUCUCUGCGAGGGUCUGCCGCCAGUCAAGAUACCAUCCGGGCCGCUGCCUCUCUUCCUAUGAACAUACCGGCAGUCAACGAGAAUCCAGCAGUCAUAGACGAAACUCCCAAUCCCUCUACAUACAUUGACCAUUACAUGCGCCACCGGAACCCCUCUGUCAGUUUCAGUAAUGAACUCAAACUGGAUUCGGGCCAAAGCCAGAGUAUGGCAGAGCCGCUGGAGAAACCUACAACGGCCCUGAAACGCGGUCGCUCAUCCAUGCAGGCAAACGGAGAAGGAAAGACGUCGUCACGGGCACACAGUGAGUCAGGGCGGGAACACUAUGAUCCUGUCACUGGCCGCUAUCUGGCCAGCUUUUCGCAAAGCCCCGCGAGGGAACAAGCCCGCGUUGGUGAGGGUCGCUUUCCACUGCUACAGACCACGGUUGACGACAUGGCAAGAGAGACCCAGAAGGAUCCAACCCAACCCAUACCAAUGAUAUCUGAGUCGGCCACGUCACCGUCUAGUGAGGCGGUCCUAACACCAGAUGUGGACGACAAUUACCUGCUGUCGCCCACUACUAUUUCGCCCAUAGCUCAAGCAUUCUCGUACGAGGAGCCGAAAUCCUUCCGGCGAACUGCGUCACAGCGAUGGAGAGAUGGAGACUUGAGUUCCUCUUCCCAAGAUUUCUUCUCGCGUACGGGAAGUCUCCGCAACAAGAGUAUGCGUGAUAUUGCAGGGCGCUCAUCUCGUCGUGACACAUCAGGCUCCACCAGAUCCCCAAGGUCGGUGGCUUCUUCGUACCUUCGUGCAUUCUCAGUGAGCAGCGGUACCAAUGGCGACGCAGUAGACAACGCGCCCAUGGCUUGUGAUGCUGAAGGUCAGACUAUCGGUGAUGACUAUGUGCUCGGCAAACAGAUUGGUUACGGCGGAUUCAGCACGAUCAAGCAGGUAACACAACUUCAGGACAGAAAGCAACGGACACUUGCCGUCAAGAUUGUACGGCGGCAGAUCGAAGACAAGACAGAAGCGGAGAAUGAGCAAGCACAAGCCGAGUUCGAGCACGAAGUCGAACUGUGGCGCUUCCUCAACCAUCGCAACAUCUUACCUCUCGAAGCGGUAUACAAACUCGACGAGGCCACUUUCUGUUUCAUACCCCUCAACACUGGCGGGACGCUCUUUGACCUGGUCCGCGCCAACCGUAACGGCGUUCCACACGAGCUCGUGAAAAGCUACUCGUACCAGCUUGCGUCGGCCCUCCGCUACCUUCACCUUGACGCGCGCGUCGUGCACCGCGAUGUCAAGCUUGAAAACUGCUUAAUCGAACCAAGCAGCAACGGCGAGCCAGGUCUUCUGCGUCUGUGCGACUUUGGAAUGGCAGAGUGGCUUUCGACAGACAGCAACUCCGGGCCACCCAGCCCACGCUUCAACCACUCCGACCGGCCCCCUCAGAAACAUAUAGGACCAGCAGACACAUCGACGGCGGCUUUUACCGGCGGGAGCCUCGAGUAUGCUGCGCCCGAGAUCUUGCGGGUCGCCGAACGGAUCAAGGGUUCUAGUCAAGCAGAACGGGCGAUUGUCUCCCCUGCAGUCGAUAUGUGGUCGUACGGCGUCUGUGUGUACAGUAUGAUCGUCGGAUCGCGCCCGUUCCAGAACUCUUUCCAGCCGCGUGUGGUCAUGGCGAUCCUUGCGGGCAAUUGGAACCGGGACGUGUUACAGGAGAAAGGGGGGGACGACGUCCUCGAAGUGGUAAGUGGGUGUCUUGAAAUGGAUGAAUUGGCACGCUGGAACUCCACUAGAGUCAUCGAGUCCGCUUGGCUGGAAGAACUGGCAGACGAGGACGACAGCUUGCAGCACGGCGCAAAUGGAUGGCGAUUGUGA